UAAUUCUCACAUAAUCAUCGAGAACAUCUUGCGAACACGAGGGGGGGGCAACACUUUCUCAAGUGAAAAUCACCGCGCCGUCCCUCCAAUCUCUGCUUCAUAAUCUCUGAUACUUGCAGUUCCAGCUGAGACACUGCAUUGCCACCCUCAAAUGGUACCAUGAGAAAUGGCCGAUCCUCCUCUCUCAGGUCGCUGGUUUUCUCAUCGAGAUCUUACUCUCGCUCCUUGCCUGAGAGGACCCCGUUUUUCCCGCCAACGCAAGAACUUCUCUCCCGUGCGUCUCCAGACUCUCUGCCCUCGGCCCUGCAGCGCUAUAUCAACUCCGACAACCCUUCUCACGGCCAAAAGAUCCAUGCCCACAUUCUCAAAACCGGGCUGAACCCCAACACGAACGUCUCCAUCAAGCUUCUCAUUCUGCAUCUGAAAAGCGGUUGCCUCGGCUAUGCCCGCGCGGUGUUCGAUGAAAUGCCGCAGCGAACUCUUUCCGCGUUUAAUUACAUGAUUGGCGGGUGCGUCAAGCGGGGGAAAGUUGGAGAGUCUUUCGAAUUGGUGCGCAGAAUGGUUUCUGUUGGCGAGAGGCCUGAUGGGUAUACUUUUUCCAUGAUCUUGAAGGCGUCUACUCAGGCCCAGGAUGCGGAUUUGCCAUAUAAAAUUACUGGGGUCGUUCACGCCCAGAUACUGAGACUAGACACUGAACCGGAUGAUGUUCUAUACACGGCGCUAGUUGACUCAUAUGUUAAGCAUGGAAAGGUUGGUUACGCCAGGGCCGUGUUCGAUACGAUGUUGGAACAGAAUGUUGUUUGUUCAACCUCGAUGAUUACUGGAUAUAUGAAUCAAGGGUCGUUUGAGGAUGCGGAAGAGAUUUUCAGGAAGACAAUUGAGAAAGAUGCCGUGGUUUUCAAUGCCAUGAUUGAAGGUUACAGCAAGUCGAGUGAAUUUGCAAAGAGAUCGCUUGAGAUUUACAUUGAGAUGCAAAGGUUGGAAUUUCGGCCUAAUAUAUCUACUUUUGCCAGUGUAAUCGGGUCUUGUUCCUUAAUGGCAGCAUAUGAAGUCGGUCAACAAAUGCAAAGUCAACUUGUAAAAACUGGUCUUAUCCUUGAUGUAAAAAUGGGCAGUGCUCUUAUAGACAUGUAUUCCAAAUGCGGGAAAGUUGAGGAUGCAUGCAGAGUAUUUGAAUGUAUGCCCAACCGGAAUGUCUUUACAUGGUCUUCCAUGAUAGAUGGAUAUGGAAAGAAUGGAGAUCCCCAUAAAGCUCUUGUUCUUUUCAGUGCAAUGCGUGAGCAGCGAAUUGAGCCCAAUUCCGUGACAUUCCUCGGUGCACUCUCUGCUUGCGCCCAUGCUGGCUUAGUAGCUAAAGGCCAUGAAAUUUUCUCGAGUAUGAAGAGGGAUUACUUGCUGAAACCGGGUAUGGAGCAUUAUGCCUGCAUGGUUGAUCUCUUAGGACGUGCAGGGAGUUUGAACUGGGCAUGGGAGUUUGCGAUGAAAAUGCCUGAAAAGCCCAACUCUGAUGUUUGGGCCGCUUUGCUUAGUUCAUGUAGGUUGCAUGGUGAUAUUGAGAUGGCAAGUGUAGCGGCCAACGAACUAUUUAAGCUGAAUGCCGAGGGUCGGCCCGGGGCAUAUGUCGCUUUGUCUAAUACAUUGGCACAUGCAGGAAAAUGGGACAGUGUAACUGAACUGAGGAAGUUAAUGAAGGCAAGAGGGAUAUCUAAAGACACUGCUUGCAGUUGGGUUGAGGCUAAUUAUGGGUAAUGAGAGUUCUACUUGUUGGAGAUUUGUUGAUCUAGUCAACAGGUAAACAUGUCCAUUUUAUGGUCUUUUUACGUGUGAGAAGCAUGUUCUACGGUGCAGAUUUUCGUUUUCAUCACGCUUGAACUCAGAUUAUCAUCUUAGAUGAUUUCCAAGCCAUACGAUGUCGAUGAAGAGAUGUCGGGGAGGCUAAACCUGAUAAAGGAGCCUACGACUCAGGUGUUGACAUAUCAGGGCAAACCAGCUGCAAGCUGAUAUGGUCAUGGUGUGAUUCGACGCGAAUGCUGGAAAAGUGAUUGUCCAAGUGACAAGCACUCGAUCAGCAGUAUCAGGUUGAUCCUCUGCUGCAAUCCGCCGGAACGAAUAUACGCUGGGCUAUCUUACUGCAUUGGAUGCUGCUUUGGUUUGAUACUUGCUAGUGAGAGCUUCUGGAAAUAGACCAUUGCAACCUUUACAUCAAAGUUGUAAUUAUUAACUAGCAUUUGGAACAUAUCGGUAUUAUGACACCAGGAGAAUGGAGGAACAACUUAAGGCAAAGACUGAGCCAAUCAAGAGGCAGGAGGGACUGAUCCAAGGGUCUGGGAAAUAGUUAAAGGGCCAAUUGGACAAACUCAACGGCCAACAGUGGAACUGGAGAAGGGAUGAGACUCUGCAGCACCCCUGUUCUACUCUUCAAACUUUUGGGUUUGGCAGAAGAUAAUUUAUAAGAAGUGCCUCACAUCGGUUUCUAACAUGGUUCAAGCAUAAUUUAUAAAGAAUGCUUUUAGCUUGAGUUUUCUGAGUUGGAUUCUUUGGACAUGAUGGUCACAUUUGCCGCUUCACUUUAGUUAUUCAACCCUUCAUUGGGGUGGGUUCCUUGUUUACUUUGAUUCCUCCGUUUGUUCCAUGCGCAAGAUUGUUCCUACUUUUUUUGUAGUAUUCCUCCGACCUGUUUGCUUUGCACUUGAGAUGAAGGGCAAAGUGUACUGUGUCGAUUUUUCAUCUGGUUUAAGUCACUUCUGUUUAUGUACUCCUUCCUAAUAACUUUAGCUUUUGAAUUGGAACCUUUUAAUGUGA
Syzygium oleosum is the source of this 2802-nucleotide messenger RNA. Its product is annotated as pentatricopeptide repeat-containing protein At1g28690, mitochondrial. Gene Ontology annotation, molecular function: RNA binding; protein binding. Gene Ontology annotation, biological process: RNA modification. The coding region runs from base 160 to 1749 and encodes 529 amino acids. Lineage: Eukaryota; Viridiplantae; Streptophyta; Magnoliopsida; Myrtales; Myrtaceae. The transcript is spliced from 2 exons. The record is from RefSeq and is a predicted model, not a curated record.